CAGACAUCAAGAACGAAAUGCAGUUAUUUAGAAGAUUUCUGUUUAAUGUGGAAAGCUCGCAGGAAAGAGAGAAUUCUUUAAGUUGUUCAGGAAAACUAGAAGGAAAGAAAGUUCUCAAACGAUAAUUGGGAAGAAGAAGAAUUUAUGAGUUGCCGUUGUAGAGGAAAUAACACCACCGAUGUCGACUUAGCCCCACCUGACUUGACACAAUCCAGAUUUUUGGGACUUACGGUUUGUGAUAAGUGUCUGUCAUCAUCAUCAAAUACAAGUCAGUGGUCAUUAAAAAGUACUAUUCCAAAGUGUGACCAGUGAUCCGGAAUUAAGACUAUCUUCAGGACAUGUCAUGAGUACUGCUAUCAAGCUUUAUAUAAAACUUUACCUCCCCAAGCAAACAGUCAACAGUUUAUGACAUCAAGACUGGAAAUUUUUGAAAGUUCAGCUAUAUUUAUGACAAACAAUAAAUGUUGAUGCAAGUACCAAUACCUGUUGAAUUUUGAUGCAGCAAAUUAAUGUACUACAACUUUAAUUAUUAUGAAACAAAUCAAAUCAGUUUUGAAUAUUGGAGUUAUGGCAUCAGGAAUGAAGAGAGUUCAUACUUGCAGAAGUUUUUUUUAUUGUACGUAACUUACUGUGCAUGGUGUAAGGUACUUAUUUUUGCAGUUAUGUGUUUUAGGUUUUCCCCAUGAACAUUGUUGCCUGUCAUUCUUGCAUACUACUCUGUAUUCAUUGAAGAAAAUCAAACAUUUGGUUUUGUAAAGUAUAAGUGGUUGUCUAUGUUAAGGAAUAUUUUGGGGAAAUUUCAAGGUGUUGGAAGUCUCUCAAUUGAAAGCCUUUGUAAAGAUAGAUGCCUUCAUAAGGAAGAACUCUGUUAAAAGGUAACAUCCCAUUGUAUGAAGAAUUUAGAAUGGGACAUCUGAAACUAUGGAGAUCAUUAAAUUUUGUUGUACAUAUUACAUAAAAAACUCAAGAAAACUAAUCCUCUUUUAAAAAAACAUACAACCAUUUCAUUAACAAUACUACUUGGCUGACUGUUCUGUCGCGUUGAAAAUGAAAGAAAUUAAAAAGUUUUCACAUUGGAUAGUGUGAGCCUCAACCAAAGUUAAAUGCUGAUGCUUUGCAGAGCAAGUAGCAUGUCCACUAGUUCUUUGCAAAUGAAAAUGCAGACCUUAACUUGAAAUUUCUUGUGGAUGGAAAGUACUAAAAACCACUAUAAUAUUGAAGAAAAGAAGGUAAAAAUGAAUUCAAAACCUUCAUUAGAAUUUAUUGUGAAAAGUGAAAUUAAAGUUGAAGAUCAGUUAUCACUACCGUUAGCUAAUUUUGAAAAUGACAAUUUAGCUAGAUGUAGUGAGGCCAGUACUAAUGAUAGAUCUUUGACUUUGGGUCCAUUCAUAGAAGUGAAUACACAUUCAGAAGUGUGCUGUGAGUCUGAUGAAGGUCAGAAUGCUCAAUUAAGCUUAAACUCUUCCUUGAAAUCUUUCUUGAAAAGUGAAUUUGAUGAUCCAUUAUCACUUCCACCUAUUAGUCAUGAAAACCUCAAUUUCUCUGGCUGUAGUGAAGGCAGUAAUGAUAGGUCUUUACCUUUGGGUUCAUUUAUAGAAAUCAAGACAGAGCCCAAGAUAUACAAUGAGUCUGAUGAAAGUGAUUUGAAACAUUCAGGUGAAGUUAGUUCAUCCAUGAGUGUAGAAGAGUCAUUAUCUUACAAAAAGGAAACCAAUAAAAAGUGUGCUAAACAUUUGAGAUGUUUGGAAUGUGGCAAAAGGUUUUCACAAAAAAAUAAGCUCACAAUUCAUAUGAGAACUCACACUGGAGAGAAACCAUUUACAUGUACAGAAUGUAGUAGAGCCUUUGCUCACAAUACCAGUCUCAUUAAUCAUAUUAAGGCUAUUCAUACAGUGGAAAAGCCAUACACAUGCGAGGAAUGUGGGAAAGGGUUUUGUAUAAAAGGUAGGCUCAAACUUCAUAUGAGGAUGCACACUGGAGAAAGGCCAUUCAAAUGCACAGUGUGUGGGAAAGCAUUUGCCCGGAAAACUAAUCUCAUUAGCCAUAUGGCAAUUCAUGGAGCAGAAAAGCAGUUUAUUUGUGGAGAAUGUGGGAAAGCAUUUUCUCAGAAAAAUGUGCUGAAGAUACAUACAAGGAUUCACACUGGAGAGAAGCCAUUUAAGUGCACUGAAUGUGGAAAAGCAUUUUCCAGGAAAAAAGGACUCAUAAUUCAUACAAGGUUUCACACUGGGGAAAAGCCAUUCAAGUGCAAAGACUGCGGGAGAGCAUUUUCCCAUGAAAGUAGUCUCUUGAGUCAUGUUAUGGCCAUUCACUCUUCGGAGAAGCCAUUCGUAUGUGGGGAAUGUGGCAAAGCCUUCUCUGAUAAAAGUUCUCUCAAAAUUCAUGUGAGAAUUCACACUGGAGAGAAGCCAUUCAUAUGCACUGACUGUGGGAAAGCGUUUUCCCGGAAAAAUCGUCUGACCAGUCAUAUGAGGACGCACACAGGGGUGGAUCCAUUCCAGUGUGAGGUAUGCGGGAAAAUGUUUUCUCAAAAAAGUCGAAUAACUAUUCAUAUGAGGAUUCAUACUGGGGAGAAGCCGUUCAGUUGCAGUGAGUGUGGGAAAGCCUUUUCUGAAAAGAAUGCUCUCAGAAUUCACAUGAGGGUUCACACUGGGGAAAGGCCAUUCACAUGCAGAGAAUGUGGGAAAUCCUUUUCUGAUAAAAGUACCCUUAACACUCAUUUGAAGAUUCAUACUAGAACAACCAGUCAGAUACAGUGAAUUUUGGUACAGCAUUUAUUUCCUUGAAAAUAUUCUCUGACUUUACAUAACGUUAUUUGAUUGGAAACCAUUUAUAUGCAGCGAAUAUUUGGAAGUAUUUUCUCAUAAAAUUAGACUCACAAGAAAAAGGAAUAGUAACACCAAAAACCAGUAAUAAAGCCAAUAAUUCAUAAUUGUUUGGAAAUUGUUUUUCAAAGCAGAUGAAGAUUUUUAGUUUAUGAAAGGCAUUCACACGAGAACUAAUAGAGAAACCAUCAUUCCAUAGCACUGAUUAAAUUUGUAAAUCAGUAUAAUUUGUAAAAGAUAUGUGAGAAUCCGGGCAGGACAAAAGAAAUCUGUCAGUGAAGUACUUUGUAAAAGUAAAAAUCAGAAUGAAAUAAUUGUUCAAGUAUUAUGGAAACUGAUCUAGGAAAAUGACAUGAAACCUUUUGCUUAAGGUGUUGGGAGUCAAGAUAAUUUUGUUUAUCCAUACCUUUCUGAAAACACUUCUGAGAGCACAAAUCAUUGUAGCCUGAAGCCCAUUAACCUAGUCUCCCACAUGAUGUGUAAAAAUAUGAAGUGAGAAAGGAAAGCAAUUUCACAGACUGAAGUCUCAUAUUAGGCAAGGCAAAGCUUAAAAGCCACAAAAUAUACUAAAAAUAUUUCUGGCAUGGGAACCUGUUUAACAAGUCUUAUUUGUUCUGACCAAUUCUAGAAUCCAGAUGACCAACAGUUACCUACACGAAGACCUUGUAUGAGGAUAUUAUGUGGCAGAUAACUUAGCAAAGUAAAUCUGCUCUCUCUCUCUCUCUCUCUCUCUCUCUCUCUCUCUCUCUCUCUCUCUCUCUCUCUCUCUCUCUCUCUCUCUUUUAUUCCUUUUGUCACUGCAUAGCAACUUGGUAUUAGCUAGCAAAAAAAAAAUUGGUUUUGUCAAAAGUACUAAUAGGGAAAAAUACUCUAUCGUGAGAGUAUAUAUAAUGUUCUAAAGGGUCCACAAUAAUAAAAAGUGUUAAGAGUCCGUGUAUAAUUUUUAAAACUUUACAAAAAGCUCUCAAACCCUUCCCAGGGUUCAUCUUCAUUCCAAAAUCACUUUGGACUGAAGAUGAACCCAGGGAAGGGUUCAAAUGCUUUUUGUAAAGUUUUAAAAAUUAUACACGGGCUCUUAACAUUUUUUAUUAUUGUGGACCCUUUAGAACAAAAUAAUUUACUAAUCAUAUUGAAGAAAUUUUCUGACUCCAAGUGAGAUGCUGCAGCCCUUUCCCAGAUACAUAUUGCUCCUAAAUAGGUUGCAGCCCUGGUUCUCUGUAGUUUCAUUAAGUUCUGUAAUAAGAGUUCAAGAUGUUAUCAUACUGGAAAUUUCUUCCCCUUUAGCUUUCAGAAACUGUCAGUCAUUCAGUCAGCAAGUCUGUUCUUUUUCCCAGCUACCUUGACAGCCCAGUUGGCAAGGUAUCUGGAGAGUAUCAGGGAUCAUUCAUUAUUCUGCCCUUACAUAUUGCCUAGGUAAUGGUAGAAAGUAUAAUUAUGAAAAGAUUCUUCCUUUCCACUUAGACCAAAAUUUAUGCCGCUAACACCUUUUUGUCCGCCGAUAACUGGGGACUGCCUGUAUACACAUACUUACAUACAUACACACACAUAUAUAUUAUAUAUAUAGGUAGUCUCGGUUAUCGGCGUGGGUUCUGUUCUGACAGCUUGAUAAGUAAAAAUCGCCAAUAACUGAAAGUCGGCGAUUUUCAGCACUUAUCGGAUAACUGGAUUUUGGCACCAAUAACCGUUUAAUGGCACCCCUGUUAGUUAUGUAUUGAUGCCAAUACUGUAUUAUUGGCGCCGAUAGCUGGAAAUCGGUGCAUGUCGUAGCUGAGGCCGCCGAUAAUCGGUGACUGCCUGAUGUAUGUACACACACACACAUUUCCUAUAUAUAUAUAUAUAUAUAUAUAUAUAUAUAUAUAU
Messenger RNA from Macrobrachium nipponense, 4685 nucleotides. Its product is annotated as gastrula zinc finger protein XlCGF57.1-like. The transcript has 3 exons. Gene Ontology annotation, biological process: regulation of transcription by RNA polymerase II. The coding region runs from base 1188 to 2759 and encodes 523 amino acids. NCBI's taxonomy places the organism in Eukaryota, Metazoa, Arthropoda, Malacostraca, Decapoda, Palaemonidae. The record is from RefSeq and is a predicted model, not a curated record. Gene Ontology annotation, molecular function: RNA polymerase II cis-regulatory region sequence-specific DNA binding; DNA-binding transcription factor activity.